GGACGUUCUAACUGUUUUCCUUGCCGACGCGGCGCCGAGCUUUUCGCGUUGAGAGUUUUUCCGUAUAUUAGGCUUAAUCGGGUGGCAAAACGCAAAAUGACGAACUUCAAUGCGUCAGGUGCCAUGAUGCCUUUGGAUGAGUACUACGAACAUUGCGUGGUACCGAAACCGAAGGUGCCCCGUCCUUACACCUCGAUGCCGAUGACAAACAGGACCAAGCGUCAGGCGGGGCGCCUGCGCUCGUACAAGGAACUUGGUCCAGAAGAUGAGGACGACGACGAGGAUGACGACCUUCAGGGCUCCGAGCUGGACAAAGGAUACCAGGAAGAUGGCGCCAUCGAUUCCAAUUUGAGCCAGAUGAGCUUCGAGAUGAACGACUUCAACAAGAUGUACUGGGAGGAGGAGUCUCUGAACCAGGAAGUCUCGCAAACCUCCGCCCAGUGGCGCAUUUACGGCAACAACGUCAACAGGCCAGCGGGAGCAGCUCCCCUGGUUCCCAAUGACCAGGCACGUGGCAACGUCAAGUCGCGCCUUGAUCUGAGAGAUGGGUCCCGUUUCCGGAAUGCCAACAACCAGAGGCGCAACCAAAACAGCAACAACCAUCGUCGUCACCAUCAGGCCCAGGACGCCAGGGAGCAGCGGUUGCGCACCGCCUACAAUGCCUUCAGCAGCGAAACAAAUCAUGCCAGGCAGCCAGGAGACGUACUGAUGAACAUACACAAUCAUUUCCAAUACGAUUACCAGGGUCCCAACGAUCCGCAUGCCAGCGCCAACAUGAUGGGACCGGACCACUACGAUACGACCAACGCGAGUUCGAUCACCUCUCUAAUUGAUUCGGUGUCGCAUAUUCCGGAUAACCGUGUGAAGAAUCGUUUGGGCUGUGAAUUUUUGCGUUCACCGAACACAUCUAAUGAUAUGUUUGCUGGAAGAGCGCAGGGUAGCCAUUUCCAGGAAAUGAGCACGGCCACCACCACAUCCGAUCUCGAGGAGGAAAACUAUAGUAAAAUGGCCCAUAAUGUACUGCUUUUCCUUAAGAGUGCUGCCCAAAACGAAGCCCUCGGGAACUCCUCUUAAUUUUUCCAGGACAACCUCUGAUGGGCGCGCGGAGUGAGGUGGCCCAAAGUGACGCCAUGCCGGAACUAGAUGGACAGUACCACCAGAAUCGUUUCAUCUAGACAACCGACAGCAAGUUAGACUUAAGAAGCCGAUCUAUGUUAAGUUUACUUUUAGUUCCAAUGAUUUCCCAAUUCAAAUAAGCAAGGUUGUGCCCGCCAAGAAUUCUGUGCGAAUUCUUGGCAUGCGCAGGGUAAGAAGAAGACUUUGGUGACGGCCAGUGAAUGGCAGGGAGUGAACAGUCGCCAACGGAGGUUUUUUUUUAUACAUACAAUACAUAUUUCGGCUGAUAAGAACAGGCUGGCCCGCUUAUCAGCAAUGCACAACAAGGAGUACACACGGACGGGCGAGAUGUGAGAAGCGAAAGCGGACGAAAAUAGAAACAAACGGCGAUAAAUUUACAGCGAAGGCAAAUUUUCGUACAUAAGCGAUGUGCCGAAGAGGAACAGAGUAAUAAUCAAUCAGUUAAUCUGCCAAACAGCCGGAGAGUGGACGUGAAAAUGAUCAGCGGGAGCGGAUACCGCGAUAGUGAGCAGUGAUCGUAACUCCGGAUAGUGCUAAACAUUAACCUCAACACUUAGUUAUUUUAUUUUUUGUUCAAAAGCCGACAGAAGCAGCCAAUAGAACAACGAGCCGUUGAUUCUUCUCAUUCAGUAACUUGUAGAGCGUAGAUUUUGUAGCGGUUGAACUCGGCUAAACGAUUUUCCCAAAGAAUACGAAAUAAAUUUAAAUCGCUAAAUAAAUACACUAAA
Messenger RNA from Drosophila takahashii, 1865 nucleotides. RefSeq names its product Bootlegger (gene Boot). Lineage: Eukaryota; Metazoa; Arthropoda; Insecta; Diptera; Drosophilidae. The record is from RefSeq and is a predicted model, not a curated record.